UCAGAACUUGGAGCAGUCAGGCUCACGGCUCCGAGCUCCGCUGAAGGGUGGGGGAGGAAGAGGAGGAGAGAGACACUUUCCUGGGAUUUAUACACAGAGCUAAGAGGAAGGGCGGGUGUGCACAGGUGAAUGCCCUGGACCAUGAAGCCCUCUCUCUGCUGGGCCCUCCUUCUCCUCUUCAUCUUGUUCUUGGGAGCCCAUAGCCAAAGUAGGCCUCCCAAAAGGCGACCUAAACCUGGGCCCAAACCCAAGCCUACACCAAGAGUCCCUCCUCCAUUCAGACCUGGCCUUGAAGAGCCCUCUGAACCCACAGACCUGCCUCCUCCCCUCCCCCCAGGACCCCCAUCGAUCUUUCCUGACUGCCCUAGAGAAUGCUACUGCCCCCCAGACUUCCCAUCAGCCCUGUAUUGUGACAGCCGCAACUUGAGAAAGGUACCAGUCAUCCCGUCCCGAAUUCACUAUCUCUACCUUCAGAACAAUUUCAUCACGGACCUUCCCAUAGAAUCCUUCAAGAAUGCCACUGGACUGAGGUGGGUCAACCUUGACAACAACCGUAUCCGCAAGAUAGACCAGAAGGUGUUGGAGAAGCUGGAGAGUCUGGUCUUUCUCUACAUGGAGAAGAACCAGCUCCAAGAGGUCCCCAUGGCCCUUCCCCGCAACCUGGAGCAGCUGAGGCUGAGCCAGAACCAAAUCAACAAAAUCCCUCCAGGUGCCUUUAGCAAGCUGGAGAACCUGGUGCUCUUAGAUCUGCACCACAACAAGCUCAGUGAUGGGGUCUUCAAGCCUGACACCUUCCAGGGUCUCAAGAACCUCAUGCAGCUCAACCUCGCUCACAACAUCCUGAGGAAGAUGCCCCCCAAGGUCCCCACAGCCAUCCACCAGCUCUUCCUGGAUAGCAACAACAUCGAGAACAUCCCCAAUGGCUACUUCAAGGGCUUCCCCAACCUCUCUUUUAUCCGGCUCAACUACAACCAGCUGUCUGACAAGGGGCUCCCCAAGAACUCCUUCAACAUCUCCAACCUGUUGGUCCUCCAUUUGUCUCACAACAAGCUCAGCAAUGUGCCAGCCAUCAACAACCGGCUGGAACACCUGUACCUCAACAACAAUGAGAUUCAGAAAAUCAAUGGGACCCAAAUCUGCCCCAGCAACCUGGUUGAAUUCCAUGACUUCUCCUCAGACUUGGAAAAUGUGCCACACCUCCGCUACCUGCGACUCGAUGGGAACCAGCUGAAGCCACCUAUCCCACUGGACCUGAUGAUGUGUUUCCGGCUCCUGCAGUCUGUGAUCAUCUAACUCCCACCUUGAUGCCAACUGGACUUCUCUGAAGAGACUUGAACACCUCUCAGUCAGGGGUGGCCCAUGUGCCCACUUCCUGACAUGCUCCAUUGCCUUUUCUACCCUCUUUGGGCUUUUCCUUUCUCCACCCAUAUAGGGUUCCUAAGGAAAGGAGGAGGACAGUUCCCCAUCCCUUAUUGCACUUCCCUUCCCUCAUGUGGGAGUAUGAAGUCUAAGAACUUACUGUCAACCCACCAGGUUCAAAGAACUGUCUCUCCUACGUAUAAACACCAACCCCAAACUUCUUGCCAUAUAUAGUCUCCUUUUUUAGGAGUCCCUUCGCCCACCUGGAAGUGUCAAAUUGCAUGUGCUUUACCCAAUCUCCCUUCUCUCCUCCACCCUCACUCUCAUUCACACUUCACCAUCCCAAUAAUGGUCUGGCCCGUGAAAUGGCAUCUAGAUUAUUGACCUUGACCAAGGAGAGAUGAUGUCUCUUCCCAAACAGGUCUAGAAGACCUUGAUCUAGGAGAGGAGAUAAGUCUUCCCAACCAGGUCUAGAAAACACCUUUUAUAACUGCCCAUUGUGUAAUUGUAGCCCAGGAGAGAGAAGAAAUCUUUAUCAUAUCAUCCCUUCUACUGUUUCCUUCUCCCAGAAUUAUGCAGGGUUUCUAUAGCCACAGCUGUUUCCUCUUCCAUUCCCCAUUGGCAUCAAGCCCAAAAUGGGAAGACAUUUAUCCCAUUGUCAUAGCUUCUUGUUUAACAGAAAGCAUAUAAGGGAAUGGCCAAGAACUCCUAGAGAGAAGUAGAUCUGGUAUUCUAGCAAGAACCAGUAUCAGGCAACCUCAUACCUUCCUGGUUAGCUUUUGAAACGGAUGAAUAGUCUCGCGAUGAUGCCAGCUGAGGAUCUGUUUGCACUUUCUGAGAACUGUAGGCUAGAAGCUCCCCCCUCCUCCCCUAUGUAUAUCCUCUCAUAUCUUCAAGGGUGUUGAGAAAGUGUAGGAGCAGAGAAAGAGCAGUGAGUAAAGGGGAAGGUGGGAGGAGGGAAUUAUGUAGAAUCUACAUGGAAUGGGUUGGUAGGGUUGGGUGAGGCAGAACACAGGAAUAAAAAUGGGAUUUGUAGAAAAACAGAGCCUCCAGAUCUCCUUUGACCAUCCACAGUGAGAUGUCUGAUGUCUUCAAGGCACUCAAUUCUCACAUUAUUGGGCUUGGUCAUUCACCAAUGCCAGCUUCAUCAUCUGGUAUCUGUCUAUGUGGCUUUGAAUUAGCCAAAUUAACAGCUGGAGACUGCCACUACCUACCUAAUAUUUCUACUACUUAGAGUGUAGAAGAGAAAGUAGGGAGAAGGGGAGGGACAACUGGAUAUCUCCCAGAAGCCUCUUCCAUCAUGUGGAAAUGCACCUCCAUGUCUAAGAUGAGACACAUUAGUGACACCUAGUGGUCAGUGGAGGUCAGUAUUGUGAGUUCCGUUCUUGACUUGGUACUUCUUGUUCUCUUGCUCUUUGUCAUGGUCACUUAGUACAAAUACUGAUGAUGUCUUUUUUUUUUAAUGGUCCUGGCCUGGGACUAGCUUCUGACUUCAAAGUGACAAAGGAGGAUACAUAUCACAGCCUCCCACCAUACCCACAUCUUGGAAGGCCAUGGGCGUCUUUGAGCAUUGGCUGUUCCUGCUUACGAUUGUGACAAGUGGUCAGAGUUGAUCACAGAGAAAUGACAUCUAGCAUUAGAGUCAGGUUCUGGCAGAGGCUUCCAGGUCAGAGAUACCUGGUCAGCAUAGGUUCUGUUUUACUAGCAUUGAUCUUGUAACACAAGCUGGGGAUCUGAGAGCUCCAGUUCGGGAUCCACUUUUUUUUUCAAUCUAUUUAAGGAUCUAUUUUGAGAACCCAUUAUAAAAAUCCAGUUGGGACUUGGAGAAAACUAAAAAUCUCAUCUUUCCCCUUUCAUGACUUAUUUUUCAAUGGGAUAGGUCCUAAGCUUCCAUUCCCCUUCUCAAUAAUUUAUUCCCUCUUCCCUUGCCUAAUAACCAUGUUCCACUUUCUGGGCCUCUCCCUCCUACUUUCUUUCCUUUCUUCUUGCCUGGCUCCUAGGUUAAAGCCCUUGGCUGGUCUCCAAGGUAUACCUGGGUUUCUGACAAGAGUACCUCAGUCUUCCUUCCUUUGGCGAAGAUUCUUCUCUCUUGGUUGUUACUCUCUCUCCUAGGUUUUUGUUUAAUUAUAUGACCUUGCUCAACCUCUUUUGGUACAAAGCUAUUUUCCCCUUGUCACAUUACUUCAAGUGGGUUUAGGUUAUUCUGUGUGUGGCUCCCUCCUUUUCUCCAUCCUCCCACCACCACCAUCUCCUUUCAAUGGUGUUUCAUGCACACUUGGAGAAAUAAUUUCCAUUCUAGAAUAUUUUUAAUCUCCCAAGACCAAAUACCACCAGCUCUCUCUUCAUCCCAUAUAUAUGGCAUUGCUCACUCAGAGUUAUUUCUUUUUCCAUUCUUUCUCCUCCAUUUGAUAAGGGGGAGAUUGCAUUUUUAAUCUCCUCAGAGACUUCCUUUCCACUAAAAGAUCUCAUAGGUAGCGCAUGUGGUGGAAUUGCCAUUCCAAAUUCCUUAAGUAAGUCAUUUCAACUCUCCAGGCUUUGUUUUUAAUAAAAUCCAUGAGUUGAAGAGGAUCGGAAAGGUCCUCCAGUCCAACCACUGAGUCAAGAUUCCAUAAGCUCUGAUGUAGGAGCACCUUAAGAAGGUGUUGUUAAUAAUGCAUCUGUCAUUGAUCUCAUAAAAAGAUCAUUGUCUCUCCACUUUAUCCUUCAAGCAUCUUGAAUAACAUUCCAAUGCACAAGACUCCUUGAAGAAAUAAAUCACAAACAUAUAUGGCAAACUAUCCAGGAAACAUCAGACUAGCCCUUCAUCUUCAAGUCAUACUAUUCUUCCACAGAGAUCUCACCUGAUGUUCUUCCUCUCCCUCCUGUCAAUUAAACCUACUGUGUAGCUAUUCAUUUUGUAGACAUAGUACUAAGGCUAUUCAUUUUAGGAAUGCUAGUCCUGCAGGCAGCCUCAAAGUGGAAAAGAAGUUAAUUAGGGCUAUUGGCAGGAGCUACUCAUUUCCUUGUCCUACACUUCAACUGCCUUUUCUUUUUUAUUAUGGUGGUACACCUUACUGAAAGAUGAAUUCCCUCUUUAGGAUCCCGUGUUCACCUGCCCUUUGCUUGAAUACAUCUGUCAACAGAGAACUGAGUACCCAUUCUCUUUUCAGAUCAUUCUAAUUGCCUAAAAUUUUCUCCUUAUAUUGAGCUGUUCUGCCUCCUUGUAAUAUCCAUGGGACCCUAGUUCUCCCCUCUAGGACCAAAAAGAAGUCCAAUCCCUUUUCUACCCAAGAGUUCUUCAAAUAUUUGAAAAUAGUUGCCAUUCUCCACACCCCAUCUUCUCUUCUUCAGUCUAAACAUCCAUAAUUCCUUCAACCUUUCCUCAUAUGAUUUCAUUUAGAGUCUUUCGACCAUCCUGGGUACUCCACUCUAGACACAUUAUAAUUUGUGAGUGUACCUCCUCAAAUUUGUCACCCAGAACAGAACUCAGUAUUUCAAGUGAGAUCUGACAAAAAAAAGUAGAGUAAAGACCAUCACCUCCCUUGUUCUGGACCUGAUGCCUCUCUUGAUGCAGUCCAAUGUCCCAUUUCAUUUUUUGGCUACCAUGUCACAUCAUUGACUCUCACUGAGCUUGCCAUUCUCUAAAUCUCCAAAUCUUUACAUAAGCUGCUACACAGUCAUGUCUAGCCCAUUUUUUACCAAAAUGUAAAACUUACUAUUUUUCUCAAAUUUCAUGUUAGAUUUGAUCUAUUAUCACAGUGUCUUGAAGUCUUUUUGUCUCUGCCUUUUAAAAUGCAAUGCAUGUGCUUUCCCUCUCUGCUCACAUCCUCAGCAAAUUUGCCAUCUGUGCCUUUCUCCUUAUAAAUCUGUUGAACCGAACAUCACCAAGGACAGAUACUUCUAGCAAGCCAGUUAAAAGAUUUCAUCCCAUGUUGACAUCAAUCCAUUAAUCAACACUCUUUAAGUCUGGUCUUUCAAUCGGUUACAAAUUCACCUAAAUGUUCUUUAGUGAGCCCAUAUAUUUCUCAGUCUUGUCUACAAGGAUAUCAUUAGAACUUUUGUCAAGCACCUCGCUGAAAUCCAGAUUUGCUGUCAUGACAAUCUUCUCCUGGUCUACCAGUCUAGUUAGUAACCCUGUGCAAAAGAGAGAGAGAGAGAGAGAGAGAGAAUGACAUAAUUUGUCCUUAGUGAAUCCAAACUUGGCUCAGCUGACAGACCAAUCCAUUCAAUAACCUGAGCUAUAAUUUUGCCAGGCCUUGGACACUAUACUUAUUGCCCAAUGGUUUUCAACAUCCACCUUUUCCCUCCACCUUUUUGAAAAUUGGGACAUUUGAUCAUCUUCAGUCAGAGCACCUCUCCUAUUCUCCAUGAUUCUUCAAAGACCAUUAAUGACAAUCACAUACACAAGAAAUGUGAAUACUCUGGGAUAUAAUUGUGCAAACCAAGUGUAUUUUUCUUAUCUGAAAAUUGUAAGGACUAAAUAAUUUCUAGUGCUAUUAUCUACCCAUUCUAGAAUCUACUUUGGCUCUGGGUUUUAAAUAUUCCUUUGGCUUGAUCUAUGAUAUAGGUCAUAGGAUUAUGAGGAUUGAAAAUUCUAGAACCAUAUAUAAUGUUAGAACUACAAGGCGCUUUAAAGGUCACUUCCUUGUCCACUUCCCUCAUUUUAUCAUUGAGGAAACUAAGAGAUGAAAUGCCCUGCCUGAGGUAGUUGGUGAUAGAACUAAGACAAGGAACCAGUUCUCCAGACCCCAGACCAGUGCUCAUUAUUAUAAUGUACUUCCCAUCCUUCUCACUCCCUCUUGCCACUUUUAGGCAUUUUCUUGGUAGCCUUUGGUUUAGGUAACCCACAUAUUUUUCAGGAUAGAGGGGCAAACUUCUAUAACAGUAGAUCUUCUGAGCUGUACUUCUGCCUUCCUUCCUUGUGUAAACACAGGACAGCCCCAAUUCCUUUAACUGGUUCUUUUGGGCUUGAUACUAUAGUGAUUUAACCAAAGUGGGAGCAAGGAACUAUACUUAUUAAUCCAUCCUGCCUUUGUGCUUUCUUGUCAUAUUCUUAACCCUGCAGAUAGUAGGUACUUAAUAAAUGCUUGUGGCUUGAACUUACAGUGUAUCCCAGCACCUAGUUUUUACUGCUUCUCAUCACAGUUAGGAGACAAUACAGACCUGAUGUCCAGCAAUAUGGUAAUGGGAGCUACAGGCUUUCAGCAUCAGGCUGCUGUUUGUACAACUUGUUGAAAGUAUUUCACGGUGAUGUCCCUGCGCUGUUCUCUUUAACCACAUUUCAUAGUCUGUCCUAGGUGACGCUCAUUCAGACCCAUGACUCAUGUCUUCCAACAGAACCCUAGCCUGAACAUGAGGGUGGGGAUAAGCAGAGGUAGAGGAGGGGAUGGGUUGUGAAAGAAAGGCUGUGACUCUGUACUGUGAAGUCCCAAAUGUGAUGCAGGAGAUAGACCACAGAGGAGGAGAACAUGCCAAUAUUGAGUUGUGCAUAUAGAACACACCUAUGACACACACAGAGUGAAAACAAGUAGAAGUUAAUAUUGUGAAUGGUUUACACUUUAAUCAAUAUCUAUUUAUCAUAAAGAGCAGCCACUAUAUUUGUGACACUGAACUGAACCCUGAGGGAAUAGGGUAGUUAAAGAGAAUUCUCAAAACUUAAUCCCUGCCUUCAAGAGGUUUCCAAUGUAUCUCUUUUCUUUUCUUCUCUUCAUUUUAUCUCCGUCUCCUGUCCUCUUUGUCGAAUCCAGGUGCCAUUUUACAGAAGAUUGCUUCCCCUGGCUAUUAACUAAUUAGUAGAUUAAGUAAUUUACUCUUUUGCUUCCAAUUAGUUCCUGUAAGACUCUUGCUUAAAGUCAGUAUAUUACUGGGGAUAUAAGCAGCCAUGCUUAUAUGGCUAGGUCAAGGCCCUUCCCUUACACAUGACUUUCAAUCUAUGUUCCUCUCAGUUGGUGGUCAGGUAAGCACUACUCCCAUGGUCCCUAGGGGGAGGGGAGGAGGGAUCUCUACAUGUCCCAUGCAAAUCAGAGCUGAAUGACUUGAGCAUAAACAUAAGCCUCAUGGCACUGUACUCUUUCUCCUCCUCUUUUCCUCCUCCUCCUCUUUCUCCUCAAUUUGUGCCCUUGAUCCCAGUGGCAGUAGCAAGCCGGAAAGUCUCAGAGAUAUGCUGGCUUUAGAGUCAAUCACAUCUAUUGCUUCCUCUCAGAUACCUUCACCUCCACAUCUUCAUAGACAAAAAGCCUCUGUGCUGUAUGUAUACAAAUAUAACAUGCGCAUGUACUCAUCCAUUGUACGUGUAUCCACUCCUGGUCAUGUUAACUUUGUGGAGCUUUUUUCUCUUCUCAUAUUUUCCAUAUGAGUGGAAAUAAAACUGUAUGAAAGGAA
Molecule: messenger RNA, 7719 nt
Organism: Vombatus ursinus (common wombat)
Lineage: Eukaryota; Metazoa; Chordata; Mammalia; Diprotodontia; Vombatidae
Gene: PRELP
Product: proline and arginine rich end leucine rich repeat protein
Exons: 3
Coding region: 130-1293 (387 amino acids)
Cellular component (GO): extracellular exosome
Molecular function (GO): protein binding; heparin binding
Source: RefSeq, a predicted model, not a curated record